AUGGCGCGGACCAGAUCGUCGAGCAGGUUGAGGUGGAUCCAUCCGUCGUACUACCUGAGGCGCCCCAAGCGGCUGGCUCUCCUCGUCAUCGCCUUCGUCGUAGUGUCCAUCGGCGUCUGGGAUCGGCAGACCCUCGUCCGCGAGCACAAGGUGUGUUCUCCCCCCCUCGCCGUCGUUUUCUCGCACACGUUGGUGCUGAUGAUUCGCUUUCGUUGGAGGACAAAUCUCUUGAUAUUGAUAUCCUUCCUUGUCAAUUUGAGCCAAUGUAGCGUUCUGCCUUUUCUGAGAUUAGAUGGAGAAGGGUAACCCGUGCAUGAUCUGUCAUUAACGGAGAUUUCAAUUGCACGAGAUUGGGAAGUCACCACAUUCUUGCGUACACACCUUCCAGAAAUACUGGAAAAUUUCUUCCCGGAGAGUAACGUGAGCUUUAAUUUUGCGAGGAAGAGGAUACCUUUCUGCUCGCCCACUGGCCUCACGAGUCUCCUCUCCAUUGGUUUCUACCUUUCUCUCGUGAUGAGAUGAACGCAGGAGCAUUUUCGAGGAUAUUUUCCGCUGGUGUUAAACUGUGGGCGACUAGUACCAUCCGAGAUAUGUACAUUGUCGUGGAGAGAUAUAUUGCUAUACAUCUUUACACUUUGCUCCAUUGAACCAGUGUAUGAAAAAAGUUUCUUUCUUGACAACACAACGUCAUUCUUAUAUAUACAUGUGUGCACUCAUACAAGUGUGUGUCCCUUUUUGAUAUUCAUCUUGAUUUUUUUAACAAAUGGGUAUUAAUGGGUCACUUUUUUUUGCAGGAAGAAAUUUCUAAAUUAAAUGAGGAUUUGUCUCAACUACGCCAUCAGGUAACUAUUUAUGUCCCCAUCAUGGUUGUCUUUUAAUUGCUUGACUUUGUGUCAUCUGAGAGAGUCAGAAGAGACGUCUCUAAUCUUUACCAAAUGUAUAUAGCUACAACAAUUAACAGGGAGUCCAGGGGAUGUUAGUGAGAACAUUCUUGAGAAAUUAGAUGCAUCACCCAAGAAGAUUGCUUUUCAUGACGAUCCUCUUGAUGCUGAACGUAGAGGGAAGGUAAAAGAAGCGAUGCUUCACGCCUGGAGCUCCUAUGUAAAGUACGCCUGGGGCCAAGAUGAACUCCAGGUUAGCUGCGAGCUUGAGAUGUAUAUCAAUCGCUGUUAUAGUCAACGCCUUGAGGCGCAUCAUAUCUUUUUAUUAUAUAAUUUAUAUCAAUAUAUGUUAUUCUGGGCAGCCUCAAACCAAGAAUGGUGUCAAUAGCUUUGGUGGUCUUGGAGCAACUCUGGUGGACUCCCUCGACACAUUGUACAUAAUGGGCCUUCAUGACCAGUUUAAAGAGGCUAGAGAGUAUGUCUUCUGUUGCUAAAAUGGUGGCCUUUUUCUUAAUUUCCUACUGGUCUUCAUUUUUUUCAUUCAUGUAUGUUUUCUGAUGAUGGAAUGAACCGCAGCUGUUUUAAUGAAAGGCGAAUUUACAACACACGCAUAAGAAACGUGCUGAAAAUUUUUAAAAUAAAUAAAUAUCCCAAUAGUCAGCUGGAGGCUAAAUUAUCUCUAAGAGUAACGAACAUAAAUUACUCACUUUUUUUUUUGAGAUGGAGGCAAAGGGAAGUAUAUUGGAACUCUCAACAUUGGCUACAGUAUCCCCUUCAUCAAUAAGGUCCUUUCCUUUGGAGAUGAUAUCUUUGAUGACAGUCAGACUCUUGAAAUUUAUUUUAUUACUCUUUCGUUGUUGUACUUAGAUGUUUAUGACCGAAGCUGCCACCAUUGAAUUUUCAUCUAUUUUUUACCCAUUUUUUUCUAUUUCCGUGUAAAGUAUUCAUCUUCAGUACAUUCAAAGUAUCAUAUCUCAGAGGCAUUGAAAAUCAUUCACCUCAUGAGAUGGAAUUUUUUUGGCCGCAACAAUCGAAAAGUGUUUUCCUUUGCUUGUUGCAUCAAAAAUCUAAAUUACAGGCCUCUGAUAAAAAACGUGCAGUUCUCUUCAGAUUUGGAGAAAGAAAUGCUCUAAUUUCCUCCAUUAAAUUUUUUGAAGGUAUCCCUGAUGCUAUUUUGGCAAUAUAUAUUUUUUAGAAAUCAGCUUCAUUUAGGAAUUUUCCAAUAAACGAUUUUCAAAGGAAAGUUCUUAUCUUGGUAGGAAUCUCAUCUAUACCAUGCGACAAUUUUACUUAAACCUUCCAUCCUUUUUCAUUGUUGCCUAUCACACGACUGAAACUUUUCCUUUUUCGAUGGUCCAUGUCCAUUCUCUGUAACCUUUUUUCUUUCAUUGAGUUGUUGAUAUGUGCUGUCGGAUGCCUGCUUCAAUGUGAUGAAAACACCAGUUCCUUGUUCAGUGAUAUUUCUUCUGACUUUAAGACUCCAUCCUUGAUCCCUUGCAGACUUCUUGAGUUUUGCAUUUGGAGCGAUCUUACAGAGGUUGUCAAUCCAUCUGACCAAAUAUUCCUUCAGAUCCUGACAGAUUUGACCUCUUCAAUCUAAAAAAUAGAGGAAAAUGUCAUUCUAUCCUACUUUUAUACCAAAGUUUCCCCAACUCUACCUUCAUAAUGGUGAAGAACUUGAAUUAGAAAAUUCAUCUAGUUUACUUCUGGACUUCUCCAAUGUCCCAGGAUGUAGCCUUGAUCUAGUCCAAAGGAACCAGACCUAGCUGUCUUUUGCUGUAAACAUUUUAUAGUCAGAACAGAAUGGGCCGAUUCUUUAUUCAUCAUAUUCGACUGGGGAUCAGAUGAACCAGAAUCUAAUGAGGAUCUUUCUGAGCUGAUCUCACCCAAUGCCCAGUUUGUGUUCCUAAGUUUGCAUGCAUGCUGUCAAGGAGAAUGCAUAGCUUAAAGGUGAGAUCAUUUAAAGGAUGAAGAAUAAAAUUUUGCUGUAAGAUAAAUCCAGUCAGUAGGAUAUUGAUUUUCUACAUUUAUCCCGAACUUUUGUGGGAAGAAAUAAAAAGAGAGAACUAGUUGCGAAGGGAUUGAUUCAUUUGAAGCCAUAGCUUAACUGAAUCGAUUCCCUUUUGACAGAGCUGAACAAAUAUAUCCUUAUGUACAAUCAAAACUUGGAAACUUUUUCACAUCACAUAUUAUAGUUAGAGGAUCUAAGUGUAAUAUUGUAAUAACUAAGGGUAUCAUAGAAAUCUGUAUGCAGGGUUCGUCCCUAUUUAAGGGACAUUAAGAGUGAAUGAAUGAGUGAGGUGGUCUGUCGUUCUCCCCUCUGUCCUCUGGGACAGAGGUUUCUCUCCAUGAUUUUACAAUAGUCAUGAGUAUAUUUUAUGGAUAAAUUAAUUAAUUUUUAUUCAAAUAUGUUUUCCUAUGAUAUGAAACUGUUGGCCUGUAAAUAUUUUAAUUUGAAGGGGGAAGAACGAUGGUAUGCAUCUAUAAAUGUCUCCCUAAAUAUUUUAGUGGUAAAAAUGCUGAUAGUAAAACUUCUGGAUGCAUGCCCUUCAGUAAAAGUAUGACUUUUAGAAACCAAUUGCUUCACGGUCGAAAAUGGGCUAAACUAUUGUAGUUACAAACGGUUCUGGUUUUGGUCAUUACCAGAUGCCUAUUAAUAUCUUACCUUUACUUAAACCUUUAUGUUUUACAGGGUAGUUGUUGAAAACUUGAAAUAGGAAAUACCAUAUCCUCCUUGGAACACAAAAGAUGUGGCACCAAUCUUAUCCAUCGUAGUACCGAAGCGACUAAAUGCUUUUUUUGACUGUUCUCCAUUUGAUAUUCUGUUUUAUUACCUUUUGAUGGCAGGUGGGUUGCGAACUCCUUGGAUUUCAACAAAGACUAUGAAGCCAGUGUCUUUGAGACAACCAUAAGGUCGUGGUGUGAGGUUUUGGUUUUUUAAUUGUUCUAUAUACCAUGAUUUCUUAACCGCAGUUAUCUUUUGCUUGAGACAUAUCUUUUUUACCGUUUGACCAUUUGCAUAAUUAUUUGGCUAGCUUAGCAUGCUACUCAUUUGGACAACAUAAGUGUGAUGUUCAAGUAUUUUAUCCCAUUCAUAUCAGAAGUAGAAACAUUCUAAAGCAAUGGAAAUCGGAAAUAUCUUAAAUCAGCAUCUCACAACUGCAUUUGUGCUUUUUUUUUUUCUUAGGUACUUCAGCUCAAUCAAAGAACAGUUGGUGGGCUCUUAUGUGAAUAUUAUGUUGCAAUAGUACACAUGCCUAUUUCCUUACACCUAUCUUUUGCACUUUAAUUACAGGGUGGUUGGUGGUCUGUUGAGUGCAUAUGAUCUCUCUGGAGACAAGCUAUUUCUUUCAAAAGCUCAAGAUAUUGGAAACAGGCUGUUACCUGCCUGGGAUUCACCGUCUGGAAUCCCUUACAACAGUAUAAAUUUGGCGCGUGGCAAUCCACACAAUUUUGGAUGGACAGGGGUAUGUUCUUUUUCACACACUUAAUAGGUGCUCUCAUUGGACUUGUUGCGUUCAACAAUGACUAUUCUCUAAUGUCAAUUGACCUAAUUGACUUCUUAAAACGUGCAAAGAUGUGUUGAAACAGUGGAGCAUGAACCAUUAAUAGUAUGAGAGCUUGACUGUCGAAACUGCUUGUUGAUAUUACUAUCUUUGGACUGUAAAUCAUUUCAGCAUUUAGCAAUCAUUCAACUACUUUCUUAGAAUCACUUUCUGAUUUAUUAAAUUCUGGUUAGGCUAUUAAAAUCGAUAUGGUUAGUAUCUCAAUAGAUCUUAAAUAUGCAUGUUAGAUGAUCGAUUUAUGUCUGUUGUACUCUAAUCCAUGUAUCGAGUGUUACAUGUAUUGAGAACAGAUUUAGUCUGAUUAUACUAGUAGGUGUAUUUGCCUAAUCCUGAUCUAAUUAUUCUAUCUUUUUUUAUUUUUCUGAUCAGUUUUUUGAUAUAUCUACUUUCUUGAAUAUUCUUCCUCGCAUUUGGUCAAUCUUUCCCUAAAAUGGGCUUACUCUGACUUAUAUUGCCCCAUUCAAUCCUUCAAAGCAGGCAUCCCUUUCCUUUCUUGAGUACCCAACAUAACCAAGAUCAACGAGUGAAUGGCAUGAUGGAUCAUCAAACCAACUAGUCAAUCCAUAUUUAAGAAAAGGACACAAUUCAGACUUUUUAUACAUUUAGUGAAAGCCACUUAAAUCUUCACUACUUUAAUUUGACAAACAAGUCACUUUAUGUGGGAUCCUGCUGACAACUACUAAGUUAUGCAUUAGAAUUUGUCCAUCUUUUUAUGUAUGAAGAUUUCUCUUAAGUUCUUCAAACAGAUUUAUUUAAACACGCUUUUCCAAGUUGUGUUCCCUUAUUGUCUUGUAUGUCUCAUUGAUGAUGUCCCACGUAUGUCAUGUCCUAGUUGGUAUCUAAGACAUCAUGGUGAUUGCAACAUCCAAAGGUUCUUUAUUGUUCUCUUUCCCCAGAUUUUCAUCGUCCACUCACAUUUCAAUUAAUGGCCAUAAGACAGUACUUGAAAUUCUAGUCAAUCAAUGGUUCAUCAUGCAAAAACAUUCCUUCACCUGGUCAUGUUCAAUUUAUCAGAGGUGUAUUUGCAAUCAAUCAUACAUUGAUUCUCUUCUUGAGUACACUAAAUAUUAUAUUGGAAAAUUCCAAACCGACAGGCUUCACUGAAAUGUCAUUUUGUGAGGGGCUUGGAUUGUGGGCAGCAGAAAACCUAAGAUCCCAGGUAGUAGACAAGAAUAAUAUGAAGCCCACGCUGUUUAUCCUUAUUUAACUGGGAUACAAUAAAACUGGAUGUCUCCUUGGAUUUCUAAGAAAAAGUAAAAUGCAAUCUUAGGAACUUUUUGAAUAAUAUUAAUACAUGACAGUAAAGAGAGUUGUCAGCAAAAAGGUAGAUUGCUGAUUUUGAAGAAAAUCUGUAAAACUUGCACAAAUGAAAAACAGAUACUUAUUAUUAUUUCUUGCUAUGCAUGCCUGUAAUGUCGUAUCUGAUGCCCUUGGCUCCAAAUGGAAUAUGUUUGGAGAAAUUCGUAAAUACAAAUUCCGCAGAUUUUCAGUUAGAUAAAAAGAUCCAUCAUACUUGUUUUUCUAUAUAAGAAGUUCACAAGCUUUGCAUUUAUUCUACCAGGGCGAUAGUAUCUUAGCAGAUUCGGGCACCGAGCAGCUCGAAUUUAUUGCUUUAUCCCAGAGGACAGGUGACCCUAAGUAUCAGCAGAAGGUAGUUUCACUCGACGCUGGUGUAGAAAUGACGCUUACUAUUUUUAUUCCAGUUUCUUUGAUAACAUUUUUUCCGAUAGUUUUGUUAUUUGUAUGUUACUAAGAGUGAUUCAGUUACUACAAGUAUUUUUCUCCCAUUCUUGCUUGGAGUAGAAAAGCAUGUCCAAGUCAGAAGGUAGCCAAAGCGUCGUGUCGGUAGUUCCUGAUUGUUUCAUAAAUCGAAGGCCCUAGGUCCGAAUAAUUGGCAUCCCUGGUGCUUCAGGCCUUGCCAACUUUUUUUAAUCUGCUAAAUGAUUAAAUAUCUCACGAAAUAAGGGUAGAACACGCAUUGCAGCAAAUCGCAAAUUCUGAGGUCGGGGAAGUACCAUAAAAAUAAGUAACCUGAUGAACUUUUGCAGUGUGGUUCAAAAGGGGUAAAAAAGAAAUAGUUAUACAGUAAAGACACUAAGGAGAGGUAUCGUUUCUUCAGGGAUGAUGAAGAAAACUUAAACCUUCAUGGCAUGUGGUUCCAAGCCCUCUACCGUUGAUCAGGCAAAAUGGGUUUUAUUCUUCUAAUUAUUUUUGGAACUAUAUUGUCUUACCAACAUAUUCUCUAGUCAAUUAGAUUUCAAGUUAUUACCUUCAAUUUAUUUCUAUAGUUUUUUAAAAUAUAUUUUAAAGCAUAUGCUUUGAAAAAUUCGUGAUUCAUGUGGAAUCCUGCGAAAUAUUUAGAUCUUUAGAAUUAGUUAGUAAUUGAUCUCAGGCACCAGAUGUUAUGAAAUAGUGCAUUAACAAAAAGACAAAAAAGCAUCCCGCAUUUUCUGUCAAUAAUAGAACAAAAAUCUCUUCUUUCACUUAGUGGAAAGUGGGCACCUAAACAUUUAUUCCCGUCAGUAUAUGCAUAAAUAUAUAUAUAUAUAUAUAUCAAAAAUAAGAGUGAUACGUAUAGAAUCAGUUUUUGUUGAUAUCCCUUACUCAUUAAAACCAAAUAAUUGAAACUGUUUUAAUUUGGAUUCCGAUUUAUAAUCGGUUGUCGUAUCCUUCAUGUAUGCCACCUUUUUCUCCACUCGAUGUUUAUGUUUCCAUUUAAAUCAUGGGUCGCUAAAAAUAUCUAUAUCUAGAUAUGUAUAUCCUUUUACAUCCUAAAUGGGCUUUUACUUUCAUUCACAUCCUUUAAAUAAUAAAUUAUAGUACUUUCUUCAAUGUUGCAAUUAGCGAAAGCUUUGGGAUCCUAAACUGAAUGCUUCUUGUUUCUCUGUUUAGGUGGAGAGAGUAAUUAAAGAAAUCCAGAAAGUGUACCCCAGUGAUGGUCUGCUGCCGAUAUAUAUUAACCCUCAUUCCGGGAAGCCAUCCUAUCAUGCAACAGUCACUUUUGGCGCAAUGGGUGAUAGGUCAUAUUUUUUUUUUUGCUUCAUCAUAACUCUUCCUAUUUUAGAUUUAUUCACGUCAUUCAUUGCCUUUGGAAUUAUUUUUUGCAAAAGUUAAUAUUUAAUACUUUGCAGAUAAUCACUAUUGCAUUUCAAUUUUAUAACUUUUGUAUAGCAUCUGAUUAUCCCCUAUAUCAGAUUUCAGUAAUGCCCAUCCCAACUAUCUUGGAACUUUAAAUAGCAGCUGGUUUGACUCGGUUAGGAACACAUUUUUUAUUUUUCCCUUUUUAAGAGGAUAACAAAACCAAUUGGCUAUGAGUUGAGUGGGCCCCAUCUUUAUGUUAUAAUCACAGUUAAUUCCGAUGAUAACCUAUGAAAACUAUAUUGACAACAACAUUGUAUUAAUUUGUUAUCCCGCAAGGCUGAAAUCGACUCAAUGGGACUCAUAUUUUGCAGCUUUUAUGAGUACUUGCUUAAAGUGUGGAUACAAGGGAAUAAAACUGAAGCCGUGAAGCAUUAUAGGUCUGAGUUCUGGUCAUUCCCCACUUUCUCAGAACUAUUGCUUUUGUUCGUUUCAAAAAAAAUUCUUUGGUAUCCGUCAUUCCCUUUGUUGAUUGUGAUGAUCAAACCGAUGAGUAGCGAUUUAAAUUACUUGCUCCAUAUUUCUCCGAACUUUUAUGUGCAAAAACAGAGAAAUGUGGGAGACGUCAAUGGAGGGCCUUCAAAGUUUGGUUCGCAAGACAACGCCAUCUUCUUUCUCCUACAUCUGCGAGAAAAGUGGGAAUUCUCUUUCGGAUAAGGUAGCUUUCUCUCUUUGCAUGCGUAGUUGCACUCUGGCGUUUGACUGUCUGAGAGCCUUGACUCUAAAAUUGCAGAUGGAUGAACUGGCAUGCUUCGCUCCUGGGAUGCUAGCGCUAGGAUCGUCUGGUUAUGGUCCAGAGAAAGCCGCGAAAAUUCUAUCCCUUGCAGAAGAGGUACUCUUGUUGGGUAUACAUGCCCAUUCAUGAUCUUUCUACUGAAGAAGUUCUUAGAAUCUUUUGGCCUUAAAAUUAUAAAACCUUCUUAGAUGUUCUUAGAAAAUUGUUUAUAAAAAAUUAUAAAUUACAUGAGUUAAUUUAUUGUGCUUCAUAAAUUAUAAGCGUAAAACCUUCUUUGAAGGAUCAUAAAAGGUGUUAUAUAUUAAAUUGUAUCCCCAUAUUUCAUAGACAGAAAUCAUAGGCCAGAAAAUCUUUCCGUGCCGUAUAGUUGACCUUUGACUCUGGGGUUUUGUUUUUCGUCUCAUUGACUUGUAAGGCAUUAAAUCGGUAGUCCAAAAUUUUGGUUUCUACUUGAACAAUAUUAGUAAACUAACAAGAUGACUGUGCCUCUCUUGAUCAUAUAAACUUAGUCUAUUUAAGAAUACACUCAAACUGAGUCUCAGUGCUGUAGUCUUCGGAUUCUAUAAAAUCUUGAUGCUCGCACAUUGAUUCUGAAUCUUUCCAGAUUUAUUUUCUUUCUUCCUGUAACGUCAAAUAACACUAGUUUUGUUAUUUUAAUUAACCAUAUAUCCGUGAAUUCUCUUCUAUUUCUAAGAAAAGAAAUAUCUUCAUGUGCAGCUUGCUUCAACUUGCUACAACUUUUACCAGUUGACCCCCACAAAACUGGCUGGAGAGAACUACUUUUUCCGAGCUGGGGAGGUGUGAUACACAACUUCCCUAGAAAUUUUUUUUUUUUUUUCUUUUUCCUAUAUUCUUGUGCCCUCCCUCUCUCUCUCUCUCUCUCUCUCUCUCUCUCUCUCUCUCUCUCUCUCUCUCUCUUCUAAUUCCCACAAAAAAGUUAAGAAAUUCCAUUCCAGGAUAUGAAUGUGGGUACAGCGUGGAACAUUUUGAGACCUGAGACUGUGGAGUCGCUCAUGUACCUGUGGCGGUUUACUGGGAACAAAACGUAUCAAGAGUGGGGAUGGAACAUAUUCCAAGCAUUUGAGAGGAACUCUCGCAUCGAUUCUGGCUACGUUGGUUUAAAGGACGUAAGUCUCCUUUGCAGCCCUUCUCAUGCAUCUCACAUAAAUUGUCUUAUACUUCUUGCUGGGCUCAUGAUCCUCUCUUGUUGAUCUUCCCAAGACUAGUAGGUUUUCCUUUUUCUAUUGAUUCAAAAUAUGUUUAAAUCGGCUGUUAGUCUGCUAAAAACUCUUAUCAAAGCCCAUCUCCCUAGAUUCUAAGGGGAAAUCUACUCACUGAACUGCCACUUUCCAACCAAGUCCUAGAGAGAGAAUAUUACAUUCUUCCAGUUGCAAGAUAAAUGACUUUCCUUCGGUUUUGAUGUGAACUAUGUUUCAGCCAAGGGUUUUUGUGCAAAAAAAAAACUGCAUUACAGUACAUCUUCCUAGUUUUUAUGGAGGAUCUGCCCAUUUAUUGGAGCGGCCACUUUUCAAGUCGUAGAGAGGGAAUCCCCAUUUUUUUUCUGAUUGCAAGAUGAGCAGGUUGUUCUUUGGUUUUGAUUUAAAAUAUUAUUAAAUCAAGAAUUUGCAUCCGAAAAGACUGUUGUAAAGUGCAUCCUUCUGGUUUCUCAGUCGGUUCUUUUAUUAUUUGAUCAUCUAUGCCUACAUAUGGUAAAAUUCGUAUUAUGCCUCCAGGUUCUUGGCUGAUCCUUCUCCCUGCCCGAUCCUCUGUUCCCCAUUUUUAGGUCAACUCGGGGGCAAAGGACAACAAGAUGCAGAGCUUCUUCCUCGCCGAGACCCUCAAGUAUCUCUACCUCCUCUUCUCCCCUCCUUCGGUGAUCUCCUUCGACGAGUGGGUCUUCAACACCGAAGCCCACCCUCUGCGGAUCAUCACCAGAGAUGAUGGUGAUACCGCAAUUAGGGCAGAUGGGAAGCCAAAGCCCAAGCCCCCAUCCCCUGUCAAGCUCUUUGGGAGGAAGGAAGGCUGA
Molecule: messenger RNA, 10347 nt
Organism: Spirodela intermedia
Lineage: Eukaryota; Viridiplantae; Streptophyta; Magnoliopsida; Alismatales; Araceae
Source: the annotation of a GenBank genome assembly